Molecule: messenger RNA, 726 nt
Organism: Schistocerca cancellata (South American locust)
Lineage: Eukaryota; Metazoa; Arthropoda; Insecta; Orthoptera; Acrididae
Product: pickpocket protein 11-like
Exons: 5
Coding region: 1-726 (241 amino acids)
Biological process (GO): sodium ion transmembrane transport
Cellular component (GO): membrane
Molecular function (GO): ligand-gated sodium channel activity
Source: RefSeq, a predicted model, not a curated record
AUGGGCUUGUCCAUGCUGAUAAAAGACGACCGCAAUGAUUAUGUUACCACAACGGAGGCAUCACAUGGUGUUAAGGUGCUGGUGCACGACGCGCUCAACGUGCCGGCGGAGACGAGCGCGGCGUGGCUGGCGUCCCCCGGGCAGGAGGUGCUGCUGUCGCUGCAGCCGCAGCUGAUGUACGCCACGCAGGCCGCGCAGCUCGAGCGGCCGGGCCGCCGCGGCUGCCUGCUGCGCGAGGAGAGGCCGCUCGACUUGGAGCGCGCCUACUCCAGCCACAACUGCCGCCACGACUGCCGCAACAACCGCACCUGGCAGCUCUGUGCCUGCCUGCCCUUCCACGUCUACGACACUGAGGAACUGGAGGCGGAGCAGGGUGAGAGCUGCAGCUGCGCCCCGGAAUGCUCCUCAGUAGAGUAUCUCGCCGAGGCGUCCACUGGUGUCCUGAGGGCGGCUCGCUACCCAGCUUCCGAUCACCUCAUGGAUGGUGUGAAUGACAGUUCUGUCUCUGAAAUGAUGCUGAUCCAUGUCUUCUUUGUGGAUUUGGUGGGCACCCGAUACCGCAGGGAUGUCUACUCUACAUGGCGUGGGUUGCUCGCGUCGGUAGGCGGUUUACUGGGGCUGUGUAUGGGAGUGAGCCUGCUCAGCUGCUUCGAGCUGGCGUACUUCUUCACGGCGCAGCCGGCGCUGCGUGUGGUCAGGAGUCGUCAGAUGGCCUCCCAGCGCUGA